Molecule: messenger RNA, 3745 nt
Organism: Dreissena polymorpha
Lineage: Eukaryota; Metazoa; Mollusca; Bivalvia; Myida; Dreissenidae
Exons: 11
Coding region: 253-1860 (535 amino acids)
Source: RefSeq, a predicted model, not a curated record
GGCAUAAACCUAGAACAAAUAAAGGCGCGGACUAAGUCACUGAACAUGCGGUGACGUAGUAAUUGUGGGAACAUAUAAAUACCGUUUCAUUAUGAGUAAUGUUCGGUGAAUAACACUGAUACGCUGAUAUUGUGCAUUUGUACCUUAAGUGGUUCAUGAAUUUCAACAUUAAAUAGUGACCAAGGAUCAGUUAUUACUUGCGUAACGUCAGAAGACAUAAACGAAACGUCUAGUCGUUUGAAAAAAGGCAGUAUGAUGCGGAUGUUUGCUGUCGUCGUUGUAACUCAUCUUGCAACGGUACUGGCAACACCAUGUUCCGAACAGAAUCGCACGAGCGCACUUAUCGACUGUAUUGACAAGGUCAAGACUCAAUUCAUGGACAACGACGCAUUUUGGUUCGGGAGACAGUACCCUACCAGAUGCCCGGGACAAGGAGCAACCAUUGACCCGAAGUGCGUGAAUAUCCGGCCGGAUGUUGCUGACAGUCUUGGUACCCGGCUUUUCAAAAGCAACGUGAUUAAUUCCAUUGACAGGUUCCUCUAUGUGCGGUUCGUAUCAAUCGGAAGAAACUACACUGGAUGCGGCACGACGUACACCUGGGAUGGCAAAGAGAGGAUUAAUAUUGACGUCGACCCACUUUCAGAUGACGUCGAGACGCCGUGGUUUGUUCGAAACACACCCAACAUAACCUGGAGUUAUAACGCUACAGAUUACUACACGUUGAUUGUUUAUGACGCCGGAUACUUGUUCGCUCAUGCCGUUUACGUUAACGUUAGGGGAAACGAUCUCAGCAGUGGGCAGGCUGUUAAGGAGUACCAUGGCCCGACACUCAGCUUCAAUCUUCAAAAUCCAUACAUAUUCCUGCUUUACAAGCAUUCCGAACCGGUGAAUGUGACGGAACAACUUAGAAACAUCAUUUUACGUGUCAACGGGACCGACCUUUGGCCUAUUCACGAUUUCGUACAAGGACUUAAUUUGGGAGAUCCUGUCGCUUUGAAUUGGAUGGUUGUCACGGGUGACGAAUAUGCGGCCGCCUUCGCAGAAGAGGAGAACGGAAUGUUCUAUUGCCCGGAGUUCUCCACAAAUGCUUUGCACCGAAUACCCCGCCCAUUCUUCAGCAAUUUUACUCAGCUUUCGGUUUGGUUGGACGUUACCAUGACGACGUCCAUUCUACACUACUCGGUCUGUUGUAACAAGUUCACAUUCGGUGCUGGGGCCCAACAGUUGGACCCUAUAGGAAACCGGAUCUACCACACUGCGGAUGUGAGGAGCGAGGCCAUAGUCACUUACUCACUUAAGAAGGCCGGUUACCUUCCAUCGGACUUCACGGAGAUGUACAGCAUUGUGACCAUGGACCCCGAUGUUCCAUCGCCCACCGUUGGGACUCAGGAACGGCCCAAGUUACAUGGCUUGUUUAUAAACAUCAAGGAUGGUAACUUCAGCACUGGUGAGUUAGUCCACGGCUAUUCGGGGCCCACGCCACCCGACAACAAGCCCCACUACUACUACUUCAUGCUGUACAGACAUGACGGCCCCCUGAACGCGACGACAAUGCCAUCGUACUCAUCUGACCCCAGUGACGGAAGAUAUCUGUUUGACAUCAACCGCCUGGUGUCCGACCACAACAUGACGCUAGUGGGUGCCAAUUGGCUGCGCGCGACGACGGACGAUUACGUCACUUACCGCCUCGUUGCUAGGGAACCUGCAAACGAAAAUUCAUUGUGCGCGAACUACCCCGGAUAUAGCAAACCGUGUCCCACUUCCGGGAGUUCUAGGGCUUUUAUGAUGCACAAAAUUUCACUUCUCUUUGUUGGUUUGUCAUUACGUUUUGUGUAUAUAGUGUUUUCUGCGUUGAAGUAAACUUGGACUUUAGAUGAAACAACAGAUGUAACAGUUGGCAUAAGGCAAUUGAUUUUCUAAUGAAAUAUUUAUGGCAAGCAGUUCGACGCAUAAUCCCAAGAAACAAGGUUUUUCAUGAGAACCUAUGGUUCCCAAAUGAAAUCUUGGGAUCUAAUGAAAACUUAGGAUAUCCGAGAGAACGACGCGUAAAGCUUUCGAGAACCUAGGUUCCUGUGAAAACCUUAGAUAUCAAACAAGAACUUUGGUUAUCAGAAUAAGAACCUAGGUUCUCAUAAAAAAAACGAGUUUUUCAUGAGAACCUAAGUUUUCUGUGUCUAUGAGAAACUAGGUUCUCAUGAAAAACCUAGUUUCUCAUGAGAACCUAGGUUCUCUAGCGUAAACUAAGGUUUUCAAAUGAGAACCUAGGUUCUCAUGAAAAACCUAGUUUCUCAUUAGAACCUAGGUUUUCAUAAAAAAAACUAGUUUCUCAUGAGGACCUAGGUUCUCAUGCAAAAACAAGGUUUCUUGGGAUUUCAUAAACCUAGUUUCUCAUGAGAACCUAGGUUCUCAUGAAAAACCUAGUUUCUUGGAAUUUCAUAAACCUAGUUUCUCAUGAGAACCUGGUUUCUUGGGAUUAUACAACAGGCAUAAGCCGUCGGUGACCGCCUCUUUUUCAUAUGUACGACAUUUUUCGUGCAUGGGUGUUCUUGAGGAAUGAAAGUAGUAAAGAAAUCGGUCUACAUUGGUCUGAACUCAUGAAUAAAAUAUUAAACUGUUUAUGAAAUACAUCUUUAAUUGUAAAUAUUAUUUUGAGACUAAAAAUUGAAACAAAUUCAGAUCAAUCGUUACAUAAUUCAUUGAUACCGCAUUAAAUGAGUUUCAGAUAUUCAGUUCCCUUGCUUGGGCCUCAAACGACUGUACGGUACAAUAUUGGGCUAUUUCUAAGUUUUCUAUUUUAAGUAUGUCUGUUAUAUAUUACAGAAAUCAUUAUGUUAUAAAUAGAAGUUUAAUCUCUAUUGAUAAUGUGUAAAAAUGUAUUAUUCAAUCUUGAGAUAUCGGCCCACAGUGCAAGAAAAACUUAUGCACUAAAGACUUUGCAAACAUAUUUCAACAACUUGAGAUAUCUGCAUAAAAUAAAGUAUUUAACGGCGUGUUUUGAUUCUGUCCAGCCCGUGUGUAAUCAUUUGUGAACCACAUUGAUCCUGCGCCCUGAAUAAUAUGUGUCCCGUAUUCGUAACAAGCAAGUUCACGCCGUCCGACGCGUAAUUCUGGAAACCUAUGGUUCCCAAAUGAAAACCACGGAUUUAGUAUUAAAGAUGAGAACUUAAGUUCUCAUCAUGAGAACUAUGCUUUUCACUGUGUAAUUCUGGGAACCUAGGUUCUCAUGAGAACUAUGGUUUCCAAUUGAAAACCACGGAUUAUGGCAAGCAGUUCGACGCAUAAUCCUAAAAAACUAGGUUUUUCAUUUGAACCUAGGUUCUCAGAACCAGAACUUUGGUUUUCAAAUGAGAACCUAGGUUCUCCUAGGAUAUCGUAUAAAAAAACUCGGGUUCUGGAAGCCAUGUGCAAUCUUCAAGCGAGAACCUAGGUUCUCAUGAAAAACUUAGUUUCUUGGGAUUAUGCGUCGAACCGCUUGCCAUAAAUAUAUACCAUUUUUCUAGUAUAUAAAAGUAUGUUUUCAUAAUGUUUUAUAUCUACGCGCGUGUGUAAUUUGUUAUGUAAAUGAGAAUACAACUGAACAUACGUCAGUUCAAAGUGUGAAUCUAUGUAAAAAACUAGGUUUGUAUUUUUUUUGUUAUAAGUGUAAAAACGCAACAACAACAACAACAACAAAACAUAUCACUGUAGAGAAAUCUGGUUUAUUAGUGUGGUUCAUUGUUUAAAUAAUAAAAUAUCUUUCAAUUUA